Molecule: messenger RNA, 9224 nt
Organism: Amyelois transitella
Lineage: Eukaryota; Metazoa; Arthropoda; Insecta; Lepidoptera; Pyralidae
Gene: trio
Product: kalirin
Exons: 46
Coding region: 206-8617 (2803 amino acids)
Biological process (GO): protein phosphorylation; axon guidance
Cellular component (GO): cytoplasm
Molecular function (GO): protein kinase activity; guanyl-nucleotide exchange factor activity; ATP binding
Source: RefSeq, a predicted model, not a curated record
UUGGUGGUUGGCUGGUGUUCCUCAGUGUCAUUUAUGUCCAGCUUUUGUGUUUUUCUGUUUUAGCAGUAAUGAUUAUAUUUAUUACAAGUAUUUUAUUGAAAGAAAUAACAGUGACAAUAAUGCGUGCCGAACCUUUUAUACCUGAUUAAUUGGCGUCUUUGAGUCACCACGGCUUCUUCAGGGCUGUUCCUGAGUAGGGGCUGCGAUGGAGGUCGGAGCCCGCGCCCUGGACGUGCUGCCCCUGCUACAGGAGCGGGUGGCGGCGCUCACCGGCGGCCGAGACCGCCGCGGCGGGCCCAUCAUCUGGUUCCCGGCCAACUCGCGUCGGGACCGAGUCGCUCCAGAUGACUACAGGCGGCUGUUGCAUUAUCUGACCAGCAUACCUAGUGACUCAGUCAGAUCUCACGGCUUCACCAUACUGAUAGAUAUGAGAGGAUCAGCAUGGGCCGCCAUCAAGCCGAUCCUGAAAGUCCUGCAGGAACACUUCUCCUCAUCCGUCCACCAGGCGCUGGUAGUGAAGCCUGACAAUUUCUGGCAGAAGCAGCGCACGACAAUAGGAGCACAUAAGUACAAGUUUGAUACUACCAUGAUUAGUUUAGAAGCACUUCCUAAAGUAAUAGAUAGCUCGCAAGUGCCUACAGACCUGGAAGGGACACUCCAGUACGAUCACGCUCAGUGGAUUGACUUAAGACUUGCGCUAGAAGAGUUGAUGUGGCAAGCGGGAGAGUUGUUGGACCGACUGGAUGACUUGCAAGAAGACGUCGCGCGCGCGGACUUCGCGGAUGACGUCACGGGCGCGCGGCGAGCAAUCGACGCACACGCAGAUAUUAGCAAAAGGCUCGCGAAAGUACCCGUCGAUGAACUGGAGGCACAGGGGGAGCGGGUGCUCCAACGGUUAGAGGCUGCCGAAGCCGCUUGCGCCGAAGCUAGCGGCAGCGGCGGCGACGCAGCUGCGUUCCACUGCGGCUCCGUAGGCGGCGUGCGCACGCAACUGGCGGCCGUACGUUCGGCGCACGCGCAUGCCCACAAACUGUGGCAGCACAAGAAGAUGCAGCUUGACCAGUGUUUCCAGUUGAGGCUGUUCGAGCAGGACUGCGAAAAGAUGCUCGAAUGGAUAGUGAAUCAUCGGACGGCAUUCCUUGCAACGUACGUGGAAAUCGGCAGAUCUUGUACGGCUGCCAAACGAUUACAAGAAGAGCAUGCGAGAUUUGCCGCGGCGUGUACGGGCGGCGGAAGGCCGAGUGUGGCGCGAGUGACGACGGCCGCUCGAAGGCUGGCAGACAAAAGGCACUACGCCGAGGCACACAUUACGUCACUAGCACAUCGCCUCGAAAGGGCGUAUAAGCAGCUGUCUGCUGGUCUGGAAGAGCGUUCUGCCGUAUUAUCCCUGUCUGUGGUGUUUCACCACAAGGCUGAGGCGUAUGUAUCAGCGGUUAGCGGCUGGGGGGCUCAGUGUGCGGUCGCCCUUCAGCUGGCUACGGGCCAGGGAGGGGCCCCGCCGUGUGCCGACCCCCGUGCUUUGGAACAACACGCCCAGAGGCAUAGGCAGCUCUACGAACAUAUGUGUCAGGCGUAUACAGAAGUUCAUUCCACAAGUAAAAAGCUAUUGUAUCAACUGGACCAUUUAGUGCAAGUCUGCCAUCAAACUGACCCCGCUGACAUGAGCGAAGGAUCUGUAAGCACAGCUGGGAGCAGUGGCGGGGACCCUGCGGCGGACUAUAGUUCUGGCGCAAGUCAUGUGUUAGCAGUAAUUCAACAAAUACUAGGCCACCACCGGGCGUUAGAGGCCCGCUAUCACCAAGCUAGGGUUAAGCUACACCAGCGGUUAGCGCUGCUUCUGUACAAAGAGGAUUGUCGCCAGGUGCUUGAGUGGCUGGCGAAUCACGGUGAAGUUUUUCUUCAAAAGAACACAGGAAUAGGUAGAAAUCUCCACAAAGCUAGGGUUUAUCAGAAAUCUCACGAACACUUCGAAAAUGUUGCACAGAACACUUACACAAACGCUCAGAAGCUUCUCGCGGCCGCGGAAGAACUAGCGAGAUCCGGCGAAUGUGAUCCCGAGGAAGUAUUGAGCGUGGCGAGGGAGUUGGAUUCUCAUGUGGCUGCAUUCGCGAGUAGAGUCGAUAGGAGGAGGAGAAGGCUUGACUUGGCUGUAUUGCUGUAUUCACAUGAAAAAGAUCUCCUUCAAUGGCUGGAGACGCUUCGCAGCGGCGGCGGCGUGUGCGCAUCAGACGACAGUCCCGAAGCAGCGCGUCGUGCGCUUGAACAGUGCGCACAACAUCGCGCCGCAAGUCUCGACGCGUGCGCAGCUACUACUGCGCAGGGGGAAGCUCUGUUAGCUGAUCUCAGAUCAUCCGGCGAUUCGGAGGCUGCAAGUACAGCGGCGGUGGAGAGUACCCUCGAGCGGCUCCGCGGCACCCGGGGCGCCUUGGAGGAGUUGUGGAGCGACCGCGAGAGGAGACUGGAACUGACGCUGCAGCUGCGCCAUUUUGAACGAGACGCGCUCGAGGUAUCUUCGCGUCUGGAGCUGUGGGGCGACGAACUGCAACACGCCGAGCCGCCCCGCGAGCCGCAACAAGCCGAGCAAGCGCUGGCCGCGCACAACGAGAGCGUGGCCAGGAUGCAGCACGCCACCUACCAGGUGGUGCAACAAGGCCAAGAACUAGCCCAGGCAAUCGCAGAAGCGGCAGACGUUAUGGCGUCCAGCGGGUCCGAAGGUUCGGAGUCCGCGCCCUUGGACCCCCAGGCGAGGGUGCAACUACUAUUGGAGUUCCUACACGAUCGACAACUUGAUUUAGAGGAGUUGGCGGAAGAAAGACGCGCCCGGUUUGAGCAAUGUGUUCAGCUGGGUCAAUUCCAAAAGGACGCGGCGCAAGUAGUGAGUUGGAUCCGAAACGGCGAGGCGAUGUUGGCCGCCUCGUUCUCUAUCCCGGGAACGCUGUCGGAGGCGGAGCAGCUGAAGAGGGAACAUGACCAGUUCCAGGUGGCCGUGGAGAAGACGCAUGCGAGCGCCGUCCAGGUCAAAUAUCGAGCUGAUGCACUGCGCGCCGCCAAUCAUUACGAUCCGCAUACAAUACGAGAAAUAUCAGAAGAGGUAACGGAGCGAUGGCAGCGCCUCGUGACAUGCGCGGAGGAGCGGCACAAACUUGUGACGGCUUCGCUAAACUUCUACAAAACCGCCGAACAAGUGUGCUCGGUGCUGGACUCUUUGGAGCGGGAGUACCGACGUGAUGAAGACUGGUGUGGGUCUGCCGCCGCGCCCAACGAUGAGCCGUCGCUGGCGCAUGCGGAUAAGGCGGCGCAGGUGGCAGCACUGAUCGUGAAGCAUGGUGAACAAAAAGAGGCUUUCCUGAAAGCGUGUACAUUGGCGCGACGGACGGCGGAGACUUUCCUGAAGUACGCGGCUCGAUCAGCUCAAGUGCACGGCCAAACUGCCGCAGCUAGCAAGGCCCAUCACGAACAAACCAGGGCCAUACUUGACACGCUACUCGCACAAGAGAAUAAGGUACUAGAGCACUGGACGGUCCGCAAGAAGCGCUUGGAGCAGUGCCAGCAAUUCGCGUUGUUCGAGCGUUCCGCACGCGCCGCGGUGGAAUGGAUCCGUGAGACACAGGAGCGGUGCGGAGCGGCGGCCGCGGCUGCUGCGGCCGGGGUGGCCAGGGAGUCCAGGGAAAGAGUGCGGUUGUUAGCACAACUAGCUGAUGGACUUGUGGAGAAGGGGCACCCUCACGCUGUUCAGAUCAAGGAGUGGGUUGCGGCUGUUGAUGCCAGAUAUGCCGAAUUCAGCGGUUCAAUGGAGGGCGGUGAGAGCGAGGCAGAAAGCGACUCUGGCGUCGCUCCGUCCUUGUCAUCGUCGCAAGCCGAACAUGAACGAGUUGAGCCGAGCACCGCCGCUGGCGACGAUAAGAGACGAAGUGCUAGAAGGAAGGAGUUCAUAAUGGCGGAACUGCUGCAGACAGAAAGGGCUUACGUGAAGGACUUGGAGACUUGCAUCACGUGCUACCUGCGCGAAAUGCGCGCCGACCCCUCGGCCGUUCCCGCCGCGUUACAUGGAAAGGAGGACAUAAUAUUCGGCAACAUCGAGGAAAUCCACCGGUUCCACGAGCGGGUGUUCCUGCGGGAACUCGACAAGUACGAGACCAUGCCCGAGGACGUCGGCCAUUGUUUCGUGACAUGGGCCCGCGAGUUCGACAUGUAUGUCGCGUACUGUCGAAACAAGCCCGAUUCUAACGCUGCGGUGGUGCAAAACGCUGGCGACUACUUCGAGAGGGUACAACGCAAGAAGAAGUUGGAACACCCCCUGGCCGCGUACCUGAUCAAGCCAGUGCAGCGCAUCACCAAGUACCAACUUCUCCUCAAAGACCUGCAAGCUUGCUGUGCGGAGGGACAAGGCGAAAUUAAGGACGGACUGGAAGUAAUGCUAUCGGUGCCGAAGAAGGCGAAUGAUGCUAUGCACCUUUCUCUCCUGGAGGGCUGCGACGUGCCCACCGACAGCUUGGGCGAGGUGGUCCUUCAGGACUCGUUCCACGUGUGGGACCUGCGGCAGAUCAUCAAGAAGGGUCGCGAGCGACGCGUAUUCUUGUUCGAUCUGCAUUUGCUACUCGCUAAAGAAGUCAAAGACUCCCACGGCAAGGCGAAGUACAUUUAUAAGACUAAGUUUAUGACAUCGGAGCUGGGCGUGACGGAGCACAUAGAGGGCGACGAGUGCAAGUUCUCCGUGUGGACGGGCCGCGAGCCCAUGGCCAGCGACUGCCGCAUCGUGCUGAAGGCGCCUUCGCUGGAAGUUAAGCAGACUUGGGUGCGCCGUCUCAGGGAGGUCAUACAGGAAACGUACUUCAGCGGCGCCUUACAGCAACCGCCGCGAAGUCCGCCGCGAGUGCGCCCCACCAGCUCCCAGAGAUCUAGCAGGGACCUUGAGGAGACAUUGCUGGACGACACGACGGAGAACUUGGACAGGAACUCCCUCGCGUCCUUCGGCAGCGGGAACACUACAGACUCGGAUAAGGCGGGACCAGAAAUGACAUGGGUGGUGGCCGAGCACACAGCAGCAACUACAGGGGAGCUGUCAGUCAGCAAAGGUCAGCAGGUGGAAGUUGUGGAGCCCUGGUCAGGAAAGCCAGACUGGUGGGUGGUCAGGGUCCCAGGGGAGCCGCCCGCAGAGGGCGCGGUCCCCGCCAACGUGCUGAAGCCCCAACCACAGCCUAAGACCUCGCCGUCACGGAGGCCGUUGAGUCAGCCCUGCGAAGAAGCGUUAGAAGCAUCCAAUUCUGACCCCGGAGGAACAGUGAGUGCAGCCAGCCCAGGCAAGCAGCGGCGUGGGUUUAGUGGGCGGCGAUGGCUAGGCCUCCGCAAGCCGUCGCAGGGCAAAGAGAAGGCCCCGAGCGGGGCGCAGUCCCCGGCCACCGCGGACAAACCAGCGCCGCUCAAGAAGAUUCCAUCCGAUAAGAAACUAAAGUUGCCGUACACCACGGACAAUGGGCGCACAGAGGAAGGCGAGUGCAGCCACGGCGCAGCGCUAGACGAGGCUGAAGACGAUGCGGCUGACUUAGAACUACCACCACCGAUGAAACCGCUACAGGUAGAUCCGCAGUCAGUGCUUCAGCAAGCGCCCACACCAGCCGCCGCAGCCUCCGCCCCCACCACACGGAAUUCGUUGGCCCUGGACGCCUUGGAAACUAACGGCGGCCCGGCCGAUAUUGCGGAAAUUGAGCAAAUUGUCAAGGAAAAGAUGGAACAACACGGUGGAGCCAGUUCCUCGGGGCGUAGCGGCGAGAAUGACGAGGAACCUCCCCCCACCCCCGGGCCCAACACUGACGAGGCCAACCUCAAGAAGAGAGAGUACGUUCUGAAGGAACUCGUUGACACUGAAGAGAUCUACGUGUCGGAUCUGAGGCUGGUCUGCGAGGGCUACAUAAAGCACAUGCAGGAGCCAAACGCGGACCCACCACUGCCCGAGGGCCUGCGCGACCGGCGUCAUCGGAUGAUCUUCGGCAACAUUGAAGCCAUAUACGAGUUCCACCGAGACAAAUUCGUCCGCGACCUUCGCGCAUGCGUGGAAGCACCCGAGCUGCUCGGCGACCUGUUCCAUCGGUUCCUGGAGAAGAGAAUGUUCCUCUACGAGGCGUACUGCAGGAAUAAGCCUGUCUCUGAGUACAUCGUGUCCGAACACGAACAUUACUUCCAAGAGUUAAGGCACAAACUUGGACACAAACUACAGUUGGGCGACCUGCUGAUAAAGCCGAUCCAGCGCAUCCAGAAGUACCACCUGCUGGUGAAGAAGAUUUACACGUACUCGGAGAAUGCUAACGCCCCCCCGGCCGUGCUCGCGGCGCUACGUGACGCCGUGCACUACACCGACAUUAUACCCAAAAACGCCAAUAAUAUGAUGGACGUCGGCCGACUGCAGGGAUUCACGGGGAACAUAACAGCUCAAGGCAAGUUGCUGCUGCAAGAGCCGCUGCUAGUGUCGGAGGUGACGAACAGCGGGGAGGGCAAAGGACGGGAAUUACAUGUGUUCCUCUUUGAGCAGUGCGUGAUCUUUGCGGACGCAGUCGGGAAAAAGAGCCAGUUCGUCAGCCAGACGUAUAACUACAGGGCGCAUGUGCAGGUCAACAAAAUGGACUUGGAAGAGUUGGACGGCCAUAGCGCUUUCAUCAUUCACUCCGUAGACCCCAACAAACCCAAGCAGUCGUUCGUUUGCCGUGCCCCACUAACUCGUCGUCAGGAGUGGAUUUCUACACUCUCUCGUAUACUGCAGUCCCAGAGGAUCUUUGGCGAAGCCCUGGAAAAUCCUGGGGCUUACUUGAGAGAGUUACAUCGUGAUACGCGCGAUCCCGCUGCCGAGGGUUGGUGCGGGCUUCGUAAGACGGAGAGCGUGCCGCCGGGGUUGGGCGGGCGGUUGGCGACGGAGCUGCGCGCCCGCACGCAGCGGCCGCACGCUAAGGCGAACACGAUCAACUUGCCGACGACCACCAUCCGCGCCGACGAACGCGCGACUGCCAGCGUGCCCGCUAAUAACGCCGCUGUUAGCCCCACUUCGCCGCCACACAACGGGCUGUCGAAGCGGCCCUGGGGGCUGAAGCUGCGGCGGGGCGCCAGCGGGGGCGAGCCCAGCGCCGACGGCGUCGUGACGGAGUUGCGGCCGCCCGAGCUGCUGGAGCUGAUGGCCGACGUCGUCGUGUCGCCCGGCGCCGUCGCUGCCCUAGCCUGCCGCGCCCGGGCACCGCGCGCCACCGCCACCUGGCGCAAAACUGCACCCGAAACUCGCGCCUUGCGACAUGGAGGCCGGUUCGCAAUCAAAAUGACGCCUGAAGGCCUCGCGACCCUGACGAUCCACGCGUGCAGAGCUUCGGAUGCCGGCGUCUACUGUUGCCUUAUAAGCAAUGAAUUAGGUGGAGUUCAAAGCUCAGCGCGAAUUACUGUCGGUUCGGGUGGCGCCCCGGGAGUGCCAGCCGUGCGGGCGCACCCUGGAGGCGGGCUGGUUGUACAAUGGGACGAACCAUCGCCCGCACAUCUCGAAUACUGCCGAGUGGGAGAAGGAGAGUGGCGGCGCGCGACUGAAACGCCCGCUGCUGCUAAUACAUUAGCACUGGAAGAACUGCCUGCGGGGCAAUAUAGUUUCCGGUUGAUUUGCGGUCGGUCUGGAGCGCCGGGACCGGCGUCCGGUCCGGCGGCAUGCGGCGGCGGCGGCGGCUGGCAACGGGAGCAGUUUGCUAGGAGAUACAGCGUAGAGGAAGAAAUUGGAAGGGGACGCACGGCGCGUGUACUCGCCGCAAGGGAUACUGGAACCGGACAAAAAGUCGCGCUAAAACAGGUGUACGCAGGCCGCGGUGCGUGCGCACAGCGCGAGUACCGCAUCUUGUCUCAAUCGGCCCACGGCUCCGUGGUGCGGGCCCUGGCCUUGUUCGCCGAAGUUCCCAGGGCCGGAGCCCAUACUAUAGUUUUGGAGCUAGUGGGCGGUGGCCCAUUGCUGGACUGGGCAGCGGCCUCCCCCACGCAAUACACACAGAAGCUGGUGGCCAGUCAGACCAAGCAAUUAUUAUCUGCGCUCGAUUGGCUGCAUAGCAACCACAUCGCUCACCUCGAUGUCAGACCGGAAAACAUUUUAGUGGAGCUUGGUGGUGCUCAGCCCCAACUAAAGCUGGUAGACCUCGGUUCGGCGGUGGAGACGGAGGGUGGGGGCGCACUGGGGAGGGAGGUCCUGCCACCUGCGCCUGCACAGUUAGAGUUUGCGCCUCCAGAGUGCGUGCUCGGGCGUCCGCCUUCUUCAGCAUGGGAUGCCUGGGCCGCUGGUGUCUUUUUAUACGUAUUCUUGACUGGGCUAUCGCCCUUCCUUGACGAGUCUGUCGAAGAGACUACAGCGAACAUCAUAAAGUGCGACUACUGCUUCCCGCCAGAACACUGGGAGGGCGCAAACGGCGCCGGUGAGAGGCCACAGACCCUCAUCCGAGGUCUGCUCGAGGCCACGCCUGCCAGGCGACUGCAACCCCGCGCCGCACUCGUAGACUCCUGGUUUGACGAAGCUCCAUCCACUCCUCUCUCCGCCUCGCAGCUCAAAACAUUCUUAGAUCGACGGCGGCCGGCCGGACACGGCGCCCAGAGGUCUCCGGACGACACCUGAGCGUCCAACCAAAUCAGAACGGACCCCGUCACGUCGCGUCAGACGCGCCCACUUUUGAUAUUAGCCUAUUAGUCUUGACAAUGUGAGCGGAACGUUUUCAUCAACCAAUACGACUUAUAAUAUUCUUAGUGGUUGGAGAUUGUGAUCCGCGGUGAUCUAAGCUUCACUCGAUUCUGUUCUACGUAGUUCUUAUCGUUCUAUAGUCAAUGUCCCACCUGUCGUUCGGUAUUUUAUGAGUGACUGCGACAACUUUGUGUCUAUCGUCUAACGGAGAAGUGAAGGUAGUGCGUGGGCGCUGAUUAACAUUUCUAAAUUUGGUUUAUGAAAAUAAACGGCUACCACAUCACACUAUCGUUUUAUCUAUGAAGGAAUUUUUAAAGAAUUUUAUUUAUCAAAGAACGACGAUAAAAUCUAUGGCGUGAAAUUUUCAUAAACAGGAAUAAAAAGUUUUUGAAUUAUUGUUUUAGAAUUUAAAUUUACUGCCAAAAAAUAAGUAAUCCUUGAUUUAUAGGUCUCAAAUGUUAGUCAGCGCAUAAUUAUCUUUUGCGAGCAAUUGAACGGCAAAAGCAGCUCAACAAUUGACAAUCAGUGUAAACAAGGCCAAAAU